AUAAUUUCAGAAUGGUUUCAUGAUAUGAGCUACAAUAGGAUUCUCUAUGAGGAAUUGAUGAGAAGGACUGAUGUUUGGGGAGCACAUGAUGAAACUAAAUAUCAAAAAUAUAUUGAAUUUUCUUAACAAUGAUACACAUGUUGAUAAAAGAGGAUACUUACUAAAGAAAGGAGAGGUGAACAAAGGUUGGCAGAGGAGAUGGUUCAUGCUGAAAGGGAACAUGUUGUUCUACUACCACAACCCCCACGACACAGAACCAAUUGGUCUCAUCGUCCUAGAGGGCUGCUCGAUAAACUCAUGCUCCACUGACAAUAAAACUUUUUCCAUAACCUUCCAGUGCGAGGGAUCUCGGACCUACAAUCUGUGUGCGGAUGAUGAAGAGUCCUGUACAGCUUGGAUCAACUCCCUACAGCGGUCCAGCUAUAGUUAUUUGAGGGCACAAGUUGAUCGCAUGCAUGAACAGGUUCAGGCCCUGGAGAGGAAGAAAGAUAUGUACGUGGAUCACAUAGCAAGACGAAACGAAGAGGACGAGUCGUCGUCCUUGUCUCCUCACCAAUCUCGAGCUUCAAGUGCGUCUGGUAUUGAAACUGACAGUCUCAAACCUCAAAAAAUUAAAACUGGUCUUCGAGCUUUCAGUUCUCCGCUCGGACUACGAAAGAAGGCUAACACUCACACCAUGGAGCAUAAAAGAUCCCCAGGUAAGCACCGCAAACACAAGGAAACAGCGACCCACAGCGCCACCUCCGCACCUUGCCGGACCUUCGAACAGAUGCACGCAGACUUCGCGCCCGGAAAGCCCAUCAUCAGCGACCCUGGGGAACCCAUUAGAUACAACACCCUCCACAUAAACAAUCUCACCAUCAGCCAAUAGGAGCUUUAGAGCUGGAGCUCUGUUUACUUCAGAUAGUAUCUAGCCUGAGUUGUUCAGUUCAAAUUGGGAACAAGCCAAUCUGGGCGAAAAAGAUGUAGACACGUGACACGUCAAUUAUUCCUGUUAAACCGGACCAUCCUAUGUUUCCCUUCAUGGUUAAAUACCUUUAAAUAGCUAUAAAUACCUUGAGGUGUGACGUAAUAUCUUAAUCGCCCCACUUAGCUCAGUAGUGUACGAGGAUUUUACCGCUUUGAGUUUAAAUAACCGCAUUACUUGCUCAAUGAUUUUACCGCUGUCUCAUAAAUCAGGGUUAGGUUUUACCCUGGCGUGUGCGCAUGAUUAGGGUUAAGCUUACUUUUUGACUUUUAGCUGUGAUUUGAUAGUUAUGUCAGCAGGGUUACCUCCAUGUUAAUAUUGUAAGAUACCUAAUUUACUUUAAGUUGAUGUUCGUAAAUAUGGCUUUUAAUCUGAUUUCAAUCAGUUACGAACUUAGUACAUAAUUUCAUUUAAUAAUAUUAGCGUUUUACUUACUUAUUCGGUUAUUUCUUACGGUUUUUACUUCAAGCUGGAUUGAACGCCACCCUUUAUUAUGAUUAUUUAUGAUUAUUAUGAUUAAAUUUACGGUGGCUAGUAUCGGAAGGAUUGCAUUUUGCAAGAUUUAAUAUAGAUUAUACAUGUAUUGUUUUUAAACAAUAGUCACUAGUUGAUCUCUAACGAUGAAUUAACAUGGGGUAUCGUUUGUCAUAAAUUCUGUUUAUGUUUGUUUUGUAAUUGUUCAUCUGGUUUUGAUAUUAUCCGUUGAUAUACCUGUACGAUAUACUGUACACUGAUUGUCAAAAAUUUAGCUGUUUAUAUGAUUUUGUUUUUUCUUCAA
Messenger RNA from Bolinopsis microptera, 1745 nucleotides. RefSeq names its product sesquipedalian-1-like. Gene Ontology annotation, biological process: endosome organization; retrograde transport, endosome to Golgi; receptor recycling. The transcript is spliced from 5 exons. NCBI's taxonomy places the organism in Eukaryota, Metazoa, Ctenophora, Tentaculata, Lobata, Bolinopsidae. Gene Ontology annotation, cellular component: trans-Golgi network; early endosome; recycling endosome. The record is from RefSeq and is a predicted model, not a curated record. The coding region runs from base 71 to 871 and encodes 266 amino acids.